UCGCUGUACGUAUGGCGGAAGGUGACAGGCCAGCGCGCCAAAUUGAUAUUGGAUAUUGCCAACAAAGGGAAAGGCAAUAUGAUUUGUUGAACUUCUGAAUAGUUAACCACACAACUCAACUGUAAAAAGUCGUAGACGCUUAAGAGGAAAUAUUACCGGAUUACUUUACUCGGUCAACGUUGUUAGAAUGGGUUUGCUCGAGCGCUGCCAGGAGCUCUUCAAGACCUCAAACCUUUACGAGGUGCUCGGCAUCAACAAAGAGGCAACCGAGACCGAGAUCCGGAGGAGCUACUACAAAGUGUCGCUGAAAGUCCACCCGGACCGGGCUCCUGAAGACCCGCUGGCCACGGAGAAAUUCCAGGUGUUGGGAAAGCUGUAUGCGGUGCUUGGCGAUAAGGAGCAGAGAGCUGUUUAUAAUGAGCAGGGGGUGGUGGAUGAAGAGUCUGACGCCCUGAGUCAAGACCGCUGCUGGGAAGACUACUGGAGGCUGCUCUUCCCCAAGAUUACAUUGCAGGACAUCCUUGAAUUUGAGACUACAUAUAAGGGCUCUGAUGAGGAGCGUCAGGAUGUGAUCCAGCUGUAUGUGCAGCACCAGGGAAAUAUGGAUGCCAUCAUAGACUCGGCCAUGUGCUGCUCCCAGGAUGAUGAGCCCAGGCUCUGCAGCAUCAUCCAGGCUGCCAUCCAGAGCGGAGAAGUCACAGCGUUUCCAGCGUUUACGCAGGAGAGUGAAAAGAAGAAGAAGGCUCGUAGAAAGAGGGCUAAUAAAGAGCGAGAAGAAGCAGAAGAAAUGCAGAAAGAGAUGGGGCUCGGUGAUGAGGAUGACAGUCUUGUGAUGAUGCUUAAGCAAAAACAGAAGUCGAGAGAGCAGAAUUUCAACAGUUUCCUGUCUGACCUGGAAGCAAAAUACUCCAAAAAAGGUGGGAAGUCCCAAAGAGGAAAAAGAGGAAAAAAGUAAGGAGGGUACAGGCUAUGGUUAUAGCAGAUAACAUGUAUCUAAAUGGCAGAACUCAAUCAAAAAACAUCAUUUAGAUUAAUAAGAGCAUUCUGCUUAACUGCGCCCUUCUGUAUGUCUUUUAUCUGGACUCGGUUUUAUGUGAUGUUAUCGAAAUGUAAAUGCAUUCUUUGUUUUUUGUCAUGUAUGUUUGGUCAAAGUCUUCAUAAACACAAAUAAAUUCAUAUUUAUAUACAUUU
Molecule: messenger RNA, 1191 nt
Organism: Sander lucioperca (pikeperch)
Lineage: Eukaryota; Metazoa; Chordata; Actinopteri; Perciformes; Percidae
Gene: dnajc9
Product: DnaJ (Hsp40) homolog, subfamily C, member 9
Exons: 5
Coding region: 188-955 (255 amino acids)
Cellular component (GO): cytoplasm; nucleus
Molecular function (GO): heat shock protein binding
Source: RefSeq, a predicted model, not a curated record